CACUGAUAUUACCAUGACAACAGAGUUUCCAAGAUGGCGUCGUAUUGGAGUGAAAGAAGAAAUCCUCUUUUAUCUUUAGAACAGAUGCUGGCGGAAAAAACCACGCUACGAACACAAAAAGUAACGCAUAGAAAUAUUAUAUGUAAGUUGUGUUGCAUUGAAAUAUGUUGUGUUAUGUAAUUUGUGCGUAUAUAUCAGCUUUAUUAAUAUUAAUCGCCCUAUGCAGUAUGCUGCUAUGCACUGCACAAUUUUAUAUAUAAUUUUGUUGCGCAGUUUCCGAACAAUGAACGUUUCUUACCCUAUUUUUGACCAACGAAGUUUACCAGAAGGUUUUAAACUUUUAUAUAAGUUGAUUGACGUGUUUAUUUAUUUUAUUUCAUUUAAAACAAGUACAUGUACUGUACAUUUGAUCAGUGGCGUAGCCAAGGGGGGGCGACCGCCCCCCAAUCGAAAAAAAAAUUCUCUGAAAAAGGCUAAAUCCGUAGAGAAAUUGGGGGGGGGGGGUGUACACAUUACAUCCUCGAAGCUGAAAUUGAUUAAGUACGUCUCGACUGAGGAAAACGACGAUAUACUGGAGGAACUUGAUUUGUAAAAUCUCGUUAAAGCAGUUGUAGAUAUGGUUCCAAGAAGAAUAGAUUUAGUUUAGAUUUACAUGUAUGCAUUAUCAUAGCAUGAAUAUUCUUCUCAGAGUUAUUCUGUAUCGUAUAAAAAAGCAACGCAAUUUUGAGAAUGCGGAAAUGCUGUCUCAUAGAAAUUAGAAUGAUUUAAAUGCAACAUUUCUGAUCAAAAUCACAUUCAUUUGGGAUUUUCUUCCCCCAGCAUCACAGAGAGGAAAUAAAGUGUCGCUGACCGGCUCCUCCUGUUUUUCAAAGUGACUUUUCCAAUUUAUUUAAUUCCUAGUAGAAAAUUAGAAAUGUCUGGGAAAAUUUAUGUCUUCGAUGUACUUUAUAAUCUUCGGAGUUCUGCAAGAUUUUACCCCAAAAUGCUUGGAAUCGCAUUUUAGGGACUCUAGAUUUCAAAAUUUUCCCAGGGGUGCAUGCCCCUGGACCCCCCUAGAUGGUCUUGCACCUUCGUCGUUCGCUUUGCCCCCUGCAUUUGAUAGCCAAGAUUUGGUAUUUAUAUAUAUAUAAACUAUCUAUAAAUGCCCAGCUUCCAUACUGUAAAGUAUUAUUUUUAUGUGGAGAAUAUUUCUGUGGUGCACAGCAGUUGUGUGGAAAGGAAGAUAGAAUAUUUGAGAGUAGUUGUAUUGUUGGAAUGUCCAUAUUCAUGUUGCCACGCAUAACGUCGAAUCGACGUUAUGGGCAUGGGCGUACCGGAAGGAAAAAAUUAGGGGGGCGGAAAGAAAAUUGCCCGACUUUUCGGGAUUCUGCCCGACUAGUACCAAAAAAUUUUUUCCGGAAAAAUUAUUGUGGCGACCUCCCCCCCCCCGUCGCCAAAAAAAAUUCGGUCAGUGUACCAUUUUAGGGGUCAAAAAAUUUUUCCGGACAACCAAUUUUUUCGGAGCAUAACACAAAUUUUCAAAAAAUCACAAAAUUUGCCAAAAAAUUGACUUCAUUUUAGACAAAAUUGACAGAAUUUGUCCCAUUUUUUUUUAUUGCAAACCAAAAUUGCCCGACUGUUGCUCGAAUAUUGCCCGACUGCCCAAAAAACUGGGGGGGGCUGCCGCCCCGCCCCCCCGUCCGGUACGCCUAUGGUUAUGGGUGGGUGGGUUGUUACGUCAACUCCUCGAUGUUAUCUUGUGGCAAUUUGACUAUUUACAUCUGAACAGACCGAAGUUUAAAUAUUUAAUGUUUGCCGUGCAACUUUUGCCUUGAGUAUUAUAUUAUUUUCAACUAAACAAAGUCGAAGUAUUGAAGCGACGUUUUUUUCGUGUCAAAUACCGGUCAAUUUGUGUUGAACUUCGCGAAUCGCGACAUUUUUCUGCGAUAAAACUUCUCAUAUUUUACAAUAAAGAGCCUGCAUUAAUUGGCGCCAACGAAGGCAAGUACAAUUAUAGUCAAUACUUUUGAAUUGAAGCGCCUCAGCAUUUUAAUGCAUUUCUGAGAUAAAUUGAUUGAUUAUAUACCAUAUUUCAGUUGCCAUUUUGAUUUUGAGCUCUUUUAGCGGUCAAAAUACGACAGGGUAACAAUCGACGUUAUCUGAGGUGGAUGGGUGGGUACUGGUCAUAACGUUACGUCAAUUCGAUGUUAUGCAUGGCAACAUGAAUAUGGACGUGGCCCCUAAGACUUGUGAAAGUGCUUUUUAUAUCAAUUUGAAAUUCUUCACCCUCUGUGCAAAAAUGUCUUCAAAUGCCCCACUGUAACAAGAAAUUAAGCAUUCAAAUGCCCCACCUUCAUAUGAAAAUGAUGAAACAGUAUAAAAUACAAAAAAAAGUACAAAAUAUACGGAAAUGUUUUUUUGGAAAUCUACUUAAAUUAAACAGUUUGGAAACCUUAUGGAAAUUCAACAGUUUUACACAGUUUUAUAUUACAUACCUUCAAAUGAAGCAGAUACUGUAUAGCUUUUCCAUGCCCAUUUCUUUGAGCCAGUUUUUCACAAAAUUGAGCCCUUUUCCCUCAAAAUCUGAGAAAACUGUAUUUGCCGCCAAAGUCUUUUCUGUUUAAUUUAUAGCCUGCAUGCAGGAAGUGCAUGAAAAGAGGCAGAAAAGACUUCCUGUUCAAAUUAAUUCCCCACCCUUAUCAAAUACCCCACCGCAUCGAAGACUUAGAACGUCAAAUUCCCCACUCCCCAAGAGAAGACUUGAAGUCAAAUUCCCGGUAUAUGCCCGGGGAGGGGGGGUUGAAGUUUCAAAUUGAUUUGUACAUUAUAAAAAGCAGAUUUGCAAGACUGUUAUGUUGCAAUAAGCCUCUUUUACAGCAGCCAUGGCUAUAUUCUGCAAAAGUUACAGCAUGUAAAGAAUGUUAGUGUGAGAUUAAUUGACCCAUCUAUAAACAUUAGGCAUACACAAUGCAAUGUGGGAUACAUGUAGGUCAAAUAUUCCAUGUUUGAUAUUGACAUGAUCAGGGCCAUCGUGAAGAGGCAGCCAGGCAGGUCAGAUUUGAUUAGUCAACAAAAUCCUUCAUUUUGCUGACAAGAUGUUUUCGGGGUCACACCCCCAACACAAGCAAAGGCUCUGGAUGUGAUUUAAGGACUUUGUUGGGUAAUUCCAUGUCAAUUCAUCCAGAAACUUUGGAUAUUGACAAGUAAAAAUCCAAUAUUUCAGAUCUCUAUCUUUAAUAGUUUUGGACUUAUGGGCUAUUAUAUUUGCCAGGGGAGAUUUGUUCAUAAAAUACAGGGUUCAUGUGCCCCUUGGAAAUCCUGGAAAACCUUACAUUUAAAUUCUUGUUCUGGAAACCACUUAAUUGACAAGUCCUGGAAUGAGUUAAAAUCCAAACUAGCCCGCGUGCAGGCCCAAGGGAAGAAUAGUGGGCAAGCAAGCAAGGCCAGAUAUUUUGUACUUUCCGCGUUCGCCCACGAACGCGGCAUUCUGAUUGGCUGUUUGCUGUUGGAUUCUAUAAUUAGAUCAGUGAUUCAUCACAAAGGCUCUCGAUAAGCUUAAAAUUCGAAACUUGAUCACUUUUUUCGAUUAAAAAUGGAACAAGAACAGACUGUUUAUUGUUUACUGGAAGGAAGAGAUGUUUUUGCCGUUAUGCCAAUGGGGAUUGCUUGUCGUGAAGUGUUGGAAUAGCAACAUUACGACUGGGGUAAAUUAUAGUAACGUUAACCUUUACUUUAGUCUGCCCCCCCCCCCCCCCCGCAGUGGAAGGAUUAAUCCCGCGGGGGAGCGGGAUGCAGUCUGCGAGCAGACUACCUUUACUUGAGUUUCAUUAAUUUCAAACAGACUUGAUACGUUAUAUGUUCCUCAGGAAAAUUAUCUUUUGGUUGAUGUUGACUCUGUUCUUGCGCUGAAAUGUAAGUCCUAUUCGAAACACUUUGCGAUUUGCAAGGCUUCGUUGAGAGAUCAGAGCGAAACAGAAGGGCGUUGUGAAAACCCGGAAUGCCGGAAUAUGGCGGAAUAUCACGGAAUAUCACGGAAUAUGCCGGAAUAUGGCGGAAUAUCACGGAAUAUGGCGGAAUAUCACGACAUUUUCCCGGAAUAUACUGGAACAUCACGAUAUUUUCCGAUGGUAGCCAUGCUACUGUUUAUAAAUAUGGACGUCUGACAACAUAUUUUAUUACAAAAGUGAUAGAUCUUUCCCCAUUUGAAGAUAAGUAACAAACAAUAACUCUAUACUGGAAGUUUUAUAUUUGUUGUUUAUAUAUCAUUAUUACGAGUGUUCACCAAAAAUUUUGAAUCAAUACGAUUAAUUCCUCCAGAGUUACAGCGUCUUGAAAAAUAAAAGUGCUGACGUCAGCAUUAUUUUCGAACGCCUUCCGAAAUGUGAUAUACACAAAAUUUAAAUGGUUACAAAUUCUUGGUUACGGUUAAGACGGGUUAAGACGGUUAAAAAUGGCCAUUUUUAAUAUACCACCAAGCAUUUGUUCAAAAAUCAAAUGCUAAAAUAAAGGCAAGUUUGAGCCAGGAUGUUUAAAUUCUUGUUUAUACCAGGUAAGAAGUCCCGUCUUAACCGUAACCAAGAAUUUUUAACCAUUUAAAUUUUGUGUAUAUCACAUUUCGGAAGGCGUUCGAAAAUAAUGCUGACGUCAGCACUUUUAUUUUUCAAGACGCUGUAACUCUGGAGGAAUUAAUCGUAUUGAUUCAAAAUUUUUGGUGAACACUCGUAAUAAUGAUAUAAACAACAAAUAUAAAACUUCCUGUAUAGGGUUAUUGUUUGUUACUUACCGUCAAAUGGGGAAAGAUCUAUCACUUUUGUAAUAAAAUAUGUUGUCAGACGUAAACAGUCGCAUGGCUACCAUCGGAAAAUAUCGUGAUGUUCCGGUAUAUUCCGGGAAAAUGUCGUGAUAUUCCGUGAUAUUCCGCCAUAUUCCAUGAUAUUCCGCCAUAUUCCGUGAUAUUCCGCCAUAUUCCGUGAUAUUCCGCCAUAUUCCGGCAUUCCGGGUUUUCACAACGCCCCGAAACAGAAGAUAAUUGCCGUUUGAAACGAAACGAUCUGGACUCUGAACGCUCUCUUCUUUUGUUGAGUUCUUUACCAAAUGAAAUAACUGAAAUAAAUUUCGUACUUUCCGCCGCCAACAAGAAUUGCACACACGAUCUGAUAAGUGAGACAAUUUAUUUAUAAUAGCCUGCGAACAGGCUCUCAAGCUGAAUUGAGAGCCUGCAUCGAUGACUAAUGAAUUUGAAUAUCUGCGUCUCAAAUCGCGACGCGAAAUUCUCAUUGGUCAGAUGCUAUAAUUUAUAUGUUUCCGCUGAGCUCUAUAUAUGUCAACUGCUGAAGCACUAUGCAUAAAAAACACAUUAACUGAUCAAAUUGGUCUUGGCCAUCUUAACUCAAAGCACGAAAUGUUCUAUUUUGAGAAAACAGUAAUAGUAUUUAAAACAUUUGAACUUUUGCUUGAUAUUUUUAAUUUCGAAAAACAGUGUAAACUGUACGGUCUAAAUUUAGUUUGCACGGUCUAAAUUUAGUUUGCACGAAAGUUGUAAACAACACCAUAUAAGGAUAGACAUUCCAUAUUUGGAAAAACGAACGUUACGGGGCAGAUAUUCAAAAUUGUAUAUCAUCAGUGCAGGCUCUCAAUUCAGCUUGAGAGCCUGUUCGCAGGCUAUAUUUAUAACAAUGGCAACAGCGAAGCACACAUUAAUGCUAAUGUGGAGUUUGAGACUGGUUUUCUGUUGAAAUUCGUCCUAAUUUGCCUGUUCCGAUUUUAGUUGAAAAUGAGUACUUGCAAAUUUGGCAAUUACUGACUGCGUUGCUUACUUUUUUGGAGUUAAAACACAGCCAUUUACACAUUGUUUAUGUUAUGAAUAUUAAAGAAGAGAAAACCCCGCAACAUUUUAAUGCGAGUUUGUUUGUUAAUAUUUGGGUUGCUGUCAUUGGUUCUUUUUUGACAAUUCACGCGCGAAUGGGUCGUGUUAUGAAAAGGGGCGUUUUACAAAAUACCGGGCCUUGCUUACAGCCUUACAGGCCCACUAUUCUUCCCUUGGGCCUGCACGCGGGCUAAAUCCAAACUGAAGACCUGAAAAACCCUGGAAAACUAAACUUGUGCAUAUAAGAUAAAAUUAUGUGAACUAAUUGGACAUUCUGUUUUAACAUAAAUUAUUAAAUUGAUUAUAUUAUACAAAACUUUCUUGCACAUAGUAUAUCAGCCUUUUUCAAUUGUGAUUAUUACUUGAUAAUGAUAGCUGCUAUAUUAUACUAAUAGUGAAAUACGUGUUAACGUUGACUUACUUAUUGAUGAAAGGACACUUUUGUCAUACACAUAUUUCAAGUACCCCUGGAAAAUAAUUGGGCCGCACUGGAUAUCAUGUCUGGCUGGAUAGACUGAGAUAAUUUCAAUAUCCAGGAUCCACGGCAGGAUUUUAGAAGUAUCCAGUCGAAUACUGGAUAUUAAUUGUUUUGUAUAUAUAAGGUAGGGAAGUCUAAAGUAUAAUAUUUUUACUUGAAAUGAUUAUACAUAGAGAAGCUAGCAGAGUACUGUCAUACUUGUUUACGAAUACGAAAAAGUGGACAAGGCUUUUGCAAGUGGAGGCUUUCACAACUAGAACUUUUAUAUUAUUUUACAAUUAUACCAGGUAUCGGGACAGAUCUUUUGAAGGAAAUUGAAGCAUUUAUGAAUAGUGAUAAAAAUGAAGCAGUGAAGAAAGCAGUGAGUAAACACUUAUUCCAUUGAUAGUUAACACAGAUAUAACAUCACACAAUUUAAACAACUGUUGUUAAACGUAAAGGAUGUAAACUACAAUAAACUUUAAACAUUGUAGCAGCGCUUGGCUGUUUCAUCUAAUUCUUUCAAAAGCAAAAAGUUAAUUAUCAUAAGUUAAUCUCACUUAUAUCUUAGUUUUAGUUUAACGUGUUUUCUGAGGUGGAUGGGAAGCCUUAACAGGUUUUACAACCCAAUUUGAAUAUACUGUUUAUCACACUCUUGCCCCAAUGGCAUCACUUUCAUGUGGUUAUUUCCUCAUGUUUCAUGCACAAUAGGGUGAAGGAUAGGUUUGGGUUCACGAUCAAUGAGAAACAUGAUAUUUUGCAUGAAACAUGGGGAUAUAAUAAACAGUAAAGUCUAUAUAUUGACGAAAGUCUCUGCAUGAGAGUUACUUAGUUAUGAACUGGGGGUUAAGGUGCGAACUGGAGACAUUUCAAAACCUCAGCUUAUCAAGAAAUUUUCCCCAAAACACCACGAAUACUCUCUAGAUCACGACAGACGUGCUAAGGUGGACAUUUUUUGUUGCAAUUGCGGUGUAACUGUUGUUUGUGUAGAAUUACUGUAUGAGGAAGCUUUGUGAUGAAUUUUAAAAAGUUGAAAUUGUUAGACUAUGAGUGCCAUUUCCAACUAAAUGUGCCAGAAUUUAAGUCGUUCGGCAACUACAAUUACGAUUAGCAUUUAAUCUAUAGCGCAAAAUUACUGUACCUGUGGAUAUGAUCAAAUGCGCUUUACAUCGAGUAUUACGCUUACCUAAUUUUAGCCUAGACUAUUUAUCUUUACAAUAAUUACCUGACAGACUGACUGUACUUUCUUAACUGUGUUUAUCCUAACCCACCCUGUCAACUCUCCCUGUGGGAAGAAACCGGACUACCCGGAGAAAACUCACGACUUUCGGCGGAACUUUAGCUGAUUCUUCACAUGAGCCCUUGCGAGAAUCGAGCCCACUUACACAGACCUAGUAUGCAAGCUACUGAUUACAUCUUUAUUGAACGUCUUGUUUGAAAGUUGUAUGCUAGGCUUUAGUAAGAACAUUCGACCGGAAUUCGAAUAUUUUUUAUUGAAAAGUUAUGAUUCUCACAAUAAUAUUCCCACCAAAAUAUGUACUGAACGUAUCACGCCAUUUCUGUGUUCAUUUUCUCAACCAAUCAUUCCCUCCUUUCUAUCACUAUAGAUAAAGGAGACAGAAAUUAAACUGUUAGAAGAAAGGAAAAAGAUUGUUGAUGAAAUCAUCGAAAAUAUGACACGAGAAAAUAGGGAAGCUUUAGACAAGGCCAAAAAGGUUAAAAAGUUGACUGAGACAUAUAAAGUGGUCGUUUUUAUAAUUGUACUACUAUUAACUUCCCGUCUAAGUUCUCUCAUUGCAUUUUUCUGGUAUAGUCGCAUCCUUAUUACUGAUCCGAAGCUUUUGUAUGUUUAUAUACAGUUGCGUAGCCAACCCGACAAUUUGGCCAUGCUAUGCAAAUAUUUCCGUGUUCGUACACCGUGAAAACAAUCGAUUUCUAAAGAAAUGAAUAAUGAUAAUGAUUUAAUAUUUGCAUAGCAUGACCAAAUUGUCGGACUGGCUACGCCACUGUCUAUAUAUAAGGCCAAAAAUUAUAUUAAUUGCCAUGUGGACAUAAUUGCUAUGAAAGGCAAUUUGUAAACGUCUGUUUUAACUUAGUCAGAUUCAAACUUUUUUACAUUACUAAAGUUUUCCUUACGUUAAACUUUACAACACUCCUAGACAAUAUAUCUGCGACACUUUCAGGGUUUUUUCCCCACUUUUCUACCAUCAUGGCAAAACUAACAAGACCCUCCCCCCACCAUUCAAUGUUGACUGCUUGCCCACAACAUAUUUAAAGUAAUCAUGAUAUGUUCAACAUUGUUUUGGGGGCGGGGGCAUUACAUUAAGAAAUAUCGCAGUAACGGCGAGUAACGUUUACGAGCAGGAUUUAAGCGAGUGUCGACGUCGCAGAUGGUUUUGUCCAGGAUGUUCAACACUUGCUACAAUUUUAGAAUAUAUCGCGUUAUUGACCCAACUUCCUCCUUUUCAACUGCGAAUAACUUCAAAAAAAUGUUUUAGCGCGCAGAGAAAGAAAUAGAGAUCGUGAAAUAUCGUUGUGAAGUCGCUGAGAAGAAGCGAGUCAGGUUGGCGCAGCAGAAAUACGAAAGAGAAAGAGGAGAUGCAUUAAGAGAGGCUGCAGAAGAAGCCAGAAGGUUACAAAAAGAAGCUGUCGAAAUGGCUGAACGUCAGUUGAGAGAACUAAUGUUAGCAGAAGGUGAAGAGAAGAUGAGGAGAGCUGUUGAGAAAACAAAAGAUGAAAUGGAGGUGAGUAUGUUGAUGCAUGGAAAAGUUGAAUGGAUUGAGUAGCAACAUGAUUA
This is a messenger RNA of Paramuricea clavata, 9099 nucleotides long. Lineage: Eukaryota; Metazoa; Cnidaria; Anthozoa; Malacalcyonacea; Plexauridae. The record is from the annotation of a GenBank genome assembly.